GUGGAUGUGUAUCUACACGACUAGCUUCAACAUUAAUGUUAACAUUUUUUUGCUAACGAAUGUAAAAAGUCAACAUUAUACCUUCUUUUCUUUUGUUCUAAAAUACCAUACUUUUUUUUGCUAAAAGAAGAUACCAUACUUCUUUUUUACCUCAAUUUUGUAUAUCUGUGGGAUACCAGUUGAUUUAAUACUUUACGAUACUUCAUUGAUGUAAUGUGAAAGUUAUAUAUUUAUUAUAUUGAUGUAAGUCCAAAUCAGAGCUCAUGAAAAUGUCUUAAUCUACUAAGAAAAACACGUGAUGAAACAUUUAGUGAUUUUCAAGUGUCGUAAGAUCUUACUAACCCUUAAAUACGUAUGACCUGUUUUUGCGUAGCAUAAAAAAAAAGCCAGGGAGCGAGCGAGAGCGAACGUUCCGUUGAUCAUGUGCCUCUUUGAACUCGAAGCUCUUUAAAUACAAAAUCGAGUGCUCCACUUCGAACAAACAUCAAAGACAAAAUAAAGGAAAAAUGGUGUCUCUUUUCUCAGUUGUUUCGACUUUUAUUGCUAUUGUACUCAUCCCUGGUCUCUUCAUCUCUAGGCGUCUAAGUGUUCCUUUCUCCAUAAGAAACAUCCUCAGAUUCAUUAAACUCGCAGCUUCUCAGAACGAUAAUGAUGAAGAGAGGAACGAGAAACGUGGUACAAAUACAAUGGGAGAGAAAGAGAAACGAGGGGGACUGCCAAAGCAUGUGGCGAUUAUACUGGACGGAAACAGACGUUGGGCGCAGAAACGAGGACUAGGAACAUCGGACGGUCACAAGGCCGGAGCGAGGAGGGUUAUAGAGAAUGCUAAGGACUGUUUCGCUAUGGGUAUAAACACUGUCUCACUCUUUGCUUUCUCUACUGAAAAUUGGGCAAGACCCGAGGAUGAAGUUAACGGCCUGAUGUCCUUGUUCGAGGAAAACUUUAGGUCUGAGAUGCCUUUCUUCCAAAGAGAUAAAAUAAAGAUCUCAGUUAUUGGAAACCGGACGAAAAUCCCCCAGUCACUUCUAGGUUUGAUAAGAGAAACAGAGGAAGCUACAAAGAGCUAUGAAGGGAAGCAUCUCAUUUUAGCAAUAGACUAUAGUGGAAGAUUUGAUAUCAUGCAAGCGUGCAAAAGUCUAGCCGAAAAGGCGAAAAACGGGCUGAUCCAAGUAGAGGACAUUGACGAGAAUGUGAUAGAUAAAGAGUUGAUGACAAACUGUAGCGAGUUUCCAAAUCCUGACCUAUUGAUCAGAACGAGCGGAGAGCAAAGAAUCAGUAACUUCUUCUUAUGGCAAUCUGCUUACACUGAGCUCUACUUUCCUAACGUUCUUUGGCCUGACUUCGGUGAGGCUGAGUAUCUUGAGGCCUUGACUUGGUAUCAGCAAAGGCAGAGGCGAUUCGGUCGACGAGUUUAGGCUUUGUAUUUCAUGUCUCACAAAUAAAUUGCAUUUGAUUGCAAUAAUUUGCGUUUGAUUUUGUGUGUUAUUGUUCUUUGAUUCUCACACGCAUGUAUAAGUUGUUAGUAACAUCGUUCUCUUGCAAUACAAGAAACUG
Brassica napus (rape) is the source of this 1554-nucleotide messenger RNA. Its product is annotated as dehydrodolichyl diphosphate synthase 5-like. The transcript is spliced from 5 exons. The record is from RefSeq and is a predicted model, not a curated record. Gene Ontology annotation, biological process: plastid membrane organization; response to cold; polyprenol biosynthetic process. NCBI's taxonomy places the organism in Eukaryota, Viridiplantae, Streptophyta, Magnoliopsida, Brassicales, Brassicaceae. The coding region runs from base 507 to 1415 and encodes 302 amino acids. Gene Ontology annotation, cellular component: chloroplast stroma.